AUGGAGAACAAUAACCUGCAUAUCUCUGGAAAAAAGGCAAGGGCACGACGAUCGCUUAUUAUGAAAGAAAACCGUUCUAAACGUCAGAGACAGAAUUGCAACCAACCUGAUUCAAUCAACGAUACGUUCUAUUCUCCUAAUUGCUUCACAACGAGACGACCUUUGUCUGAAAUCACUCCCUUGGCUCAGAAUCAAAAGACUAUCGCACAGAUUGUCGAAGAAGGUAUUAGGCUGAGUGCGCGUAUGCAGAAUUCAGAACCGAGUUUAACCAGACAUGUGUUUCGAAAUAACAUGAAGUCAUCCCAUUUAGAUUCCUUGGGAACAAAUUUAAUGUCUAAGUUUUCUACUGAUUGUACAAAUGAGAAUGGUGUGCCUACUACAAUUGAGAAUGCCCAACAUGGGGUGACUUUUUCAACGAACCAAUUCUAUGAUCCUGGAAGUUCUUCCAAGAGUCCCAUAUAUACCGAAAAGAAAAAACCGGUUCGUGGCAGGCCUAAGAAGCAACUGGGAGUACCAAGCCUUGCCAUGAAUUUGAAUAGUAAUCCCCCUACUGAAUUUGUAAACGUAUCUGUAGCACAACAGCCAACGAGCAGUGUUGGCAGUAGAAAAAACAACCGUCCUCAACAAAGGCCAAUGAAACAGCCACAUAAUGUAUCUGAUCAAGCAUCACCAAAGUCACCCCCCAGAGGCAUAACACCUGAAAUAAAAGAGCCAGCAUGUCCUGUUUUUACCCCUGCAGUCAACUUGGAUUUUAACAGCGGCUCGGACGAAGAUAGCGAUUAUGACCCUUUUGCGACUUAUUUAUCCGAUGAGGACUUCUGUUCCGAACCUGAAGAUAACGAGGCACCUUUUACAAUUCACGACAACUACACCCGUUCUUCUGAAGCUUAUUACGACAUAGGGGACCCACUCAUUGAAUGUCGUUAUUGUAAAUCCAUGAUGUGGUAUCAAGAACGGAUGAAUAAAAGUUCCCAUUCUGCUAAUCCGAAGUUUAUGCUGUGUUGUUGCAAUGGGAAAGUUGAAAUACCACUACUAAAACAACCUCCAGAAGUUCUUGCAAAAUUGAUGUUCAACCAAGAUAACGUAGUCAGCAGAAAGUUUCAAAAACAUAUUAGAGUUUACAAUAUGAUGUUCGCCUUUACAUCGCCAGGUGCAAAGUUGGACAAUCGUUUUAACAAUGGAGGUGGACCACCAACUUUACGGAUACAAGGUCAAACAUGCCAUCGAAUUGGAAGUUUGUUACCUUCUCGAGGAGACACACCCAAGUUUGCACAAUUAUAUAUUUAUGACACAGAAAAUGAGGUCCAGAAUCGAAUGAAGUGUCUAAGGACUGCCAAGAACAUUGAUCCCGAAGUUGUACAACAACUAUCUACAAUGAUGUAUGAACACAACACUCAUGCCAAGAGCUUUAAAAUGGCGAAACAAUGGUUCAAUGAAGCAGAUACUCAAAACCUGAAGUUGAGACUCAUAGCUGACAGAUCCACGGAUGGACGAGUGUAUAACCAACCGACAGUGUCUGAAGUUGCUGCCUUAGUUGUCGGUGAUAUUGACACAGCAGAAAUGAGGGAUAUAAUUAUGCAAUACCAAGGAGGCGGACUUAAGCGGAUCAACGAGCUCCAUGCAAGUUACAUGGCCUUCCAAUAUCCCUUGAUUUUUCCCUAUGGUGAGGACGGUUAUAGACCUAAUAUUGCCCAUAGAGACUUGCCGAUUUAUCAGAAUAGCUUACGAAAUAGGCUUACAAUAAGAGAAUGGCUCUCAUUUCGCAUUCAAACAAGGUUAGCUAAACCUAAGACUUUGUUAUCUUCACGAAGGUUGUUCCAACAAUUUCUUGUCGAUAGUUACACGAUGUUAGAAUCUGAAAAAUUAGAAUGGAUUCGCAAGAAUCAACCGAAACUUAGGGUGUCCAAGUAUAAUUCUCUUAAUGACGAGGGUGAACAAAGUCAAAUUGCAGGUUCUAGCAUCGGUAAAAGAGUGGUUUUGCCUUCGUCCUUUGUUGGCGGUCGUAGGUUUAUGGAUCAACUGUACUAUGAUGGCAUGGCUAUUUGUAGUAAGAUUGGUUUUCCGGAUUUGUUCAUAAAUUUCACUUGCAAUCCUAAUUGGCCGGAAAUUCAUAGAGUUCUUGGACCACUGCAUUUGAAACCACAAGAUCGACCGGAUAUCGUUUCAAGAAUAUUCAAAAUCAAGUUUGAUCAAUUGCUUGCGGAUUUGACAAAAAAUGGUGUAUUAGGCAAAGUACUCGCAUAUAUGUACACCAUCGAGUUUAAAAAGAGAGGAUUGCCACAUGCACAUAUACUACUCUUUCUGCAUCCGUCCAACAAGUAUCCACGACCAGAAGACAUUGACAGGAUCAUUAGUGCAGAAGUUCCUGAUCCCUUGCAACACCCCAGGCUGUACAAUUUGGUUAAGUCUCAUAUGGUUCAUGGUCCCUGUGGAUUGGCAAAUCAGAGGUCCAUUUGCAUGAAAGAUGGGAAGUGCUCGAAAUAUUACCCAAAAAAAUUCCAACCUAACACUAUAGUGGACCAUGAUGGGUAUCCAGUUUAUAGGAGAAGAAACAAUGGAAACACAAUUGAAAAAAAUGGGAUAAUCUUUCAUAGUGGACAUGUUGUACCGCACAACCCAAGUUUGUUGUUAAAGUACGAAGCACACAUCAACAUGGAAUGGUGCAAUCAAAGUACUUCUAUCAAGUACCUUUUCAAAUACAUCAACAAAGGUUCAGACAGAAUUUCUGCUGUUAUACAAGGCCAGUCCAAUGAUGCAACUUCGGGGAAAAACAAUGUUGACGAAGUUAAACAAUAUUUGGAUUGUCGAUACAUCUCCCCAAGUGAGGCAUGUUGGAGGAUAUUUGCAUAUUCCAUACACGGAAGAAAACCAGCAGUAGAGAGGAUGUAUUUUCACUUGGAGGGAGAACACUCUGUUUACUACAGAGAUCACGAGCAAGUUGGUGAUGUUCUGCUCAAACCAAGUGUUACCGAAUCAAUGUUUACAGCUUGGUUUGAGGCAAACAAUAGUUUUGAAGAGGCAAGGCUUUUAACUUAUGGUGACUUUGUUUCUAAAUUUGUUUAUCAUAAACGGAGUAGGAGUUGGAAGCCAAGGAAAAGAGGGUAUACCAUUGGUCGUCUUUGUUGGGUGCCUCAAUGCUCAGGUGAAUUGUUUUAUUUAAGAAUGAUGUUAACUGUUGUUAAAGGCCCUUUAUGUUAUAAUGACAUCAAGAAAGUUGAUGGUGUUCAACAUAAGACUUUUAGAAAGGCAUGUUUUGCUAUGGGUUUCCUUCAAGAUGAUCGAGAAUUUAUUGAGGCCAUCAAAGAGGCACAUGUUUGGGGUUCAGGUUUAUUCUUACGAAAGUUAUUUGUGACAAUGCUUUUGUCCUCAUCCAUGAAUCGACCAGCACAUGUAUGGAGAAAGUCUUGGAAGUAUUUAUCUGAUGGUAUACUUUACGAACAACGGUUGGUGGCAAGAAAUCAAGUGUCAAAUAAUAUUCAUACUGUCACAAUGCACCUAACUAUGAACAUGUCCCUGUAUUUGUUCCAAUAUGCAGGAAGCAAUGCAUCUAACUAUGAACAUGUCCCUGAAUUGACACUUACCGACGACGAACUUCAACAGCUGACUUUGAUGGCUAUUGAAACACUAUUGCAAAAUAACAACAAAACAUUGAAAGACUAUAAGCCAAUGCCAUAUCCGAAAGAUUAUGUUGUUUCCUUCUCGGGUAAUAGGCUUAUUUAUGAUGAGCGUCAAUAUGAUCCUAUUGCUCAACAACAGCUAUUUGCAACGUUAUACGGUUCUCUAACAGAUGAGCAAAGAAGCAUUUAUGAAGAGAUCAUGGAAGCUGUAGAGAAACAAAGAGGCGGCGUGUUCUUUUUAUAUGGAUACGGUGGGACCGGAAAGACUUUUAUGUGGAACACUUUAUCAGCGGCCCUUAGGUCUAAGAAAAAAAUUGUCUUGCCGGUUGCAUCAAGUGGGAUUGCAAGUUUGUUGUUACACGGUGGAAGAACUGCUCAUUCUCGGUUUAAGAUUCCAGUCCCAACUUUAGAUUCUUCUAUUUGCAACAUUAACAAAAACGAUGAUAUUGCUGGGCUUCUCAAAGUUACAGAUCUAAUAAUAUGGGAUGAGGCUCCUAUGGCUAACAAGUAUUGUUUUGAGGCACUUGACAAGUCAUUGAAAGAUAUUAUGAGUGGCACUACACAUGGUCAAGAUAAGAUAUUUGGAGGUAAGGUUGUUGUUUUUGGUGGUGACUUCAGGCAAAUUCUCCCCGUAGUACCAAGAGGUAUUAGAUCUGAUAUUAUUUAUGCAACAAUCAAUUCUUCAUAUAUCUGGGAUCAUUGUAAAGUCCUACAGCUCACAAAAAACACGCGGUUACAAAGUGGUGCAGCUACUUCUACAACAGAAGACAUUAGGGCAUUUUCUGAAUGGAUUCUACAAAUACGUGAUGGGACAAUGUGCGAGCCCAAUGACGGUUAUGCUGAUAUUUGUAUUCCCGAAGAGUUUCUAAUUGCAGAUUUUUCAGAUCCUAUUAAAGCUAUAGUAGAGGAUACAUACCCUGAUCUUAUUCAUAAUUAUCUUGACUCCAACUAUCUUCAAAGUCGUGCAAUUUUAGCAUCAACAAUUGAGGUGGUGGAUGAUAUCAACCAAUAUAUCACAACUCUUAUUCCAGGGGAGGAAAAAGAAUAUUUUAGCAGUGAUUCUAUUGACAAAUCUGAUGCAAAUAACUUUGAUGGAUACGAGCAUGUCACACCCGAGUUUCUUAAUGCACUCAAAACAUCUGGAUUGCCAAAUCAUUCUAUCAAGUUGAAAGUUGGUGCGACUAUCAUGCUAAUGCGCAACCUAGACCAAUCUGAAGGCCUGUGCAAUGGGACACGACUGACAGUGACUAGGCUUGCCAACCAUGUCAUUGAAGCUAAAAUCAUUUCAGGUAAAAAUGUUGGUAACAUCAAUUAUAUUCCAAGAAUGUCUUUGUCUCCUUCCCAAUCACCAUGGCCAUUUAAAUUGGUAAGGAGACAAUUUCCAAUUAUUGUCUCAUUUGCAAUGACAAUAAACAAGUCUCAAGGACAAUCUCUUGACCAUGUUGGGUUAUAUUUACCUAAAGAAGUAUUUAGCCAUGGUCAAUUGUAUCUGGCUAUCUCUAGAGUUAAAUCAAAAAAGGGUCUUAGGAUUCUUAUUCAUGACAAAGAUAAAGAAGUUUUGACUAUUACCACCAAUGUUGUGUUCAAGGAAGUAUUCCAGAACAUUAAUUAG
This is a messenger RNA of Vicia villosa (hairy vetch), 5229 nucleotides long. RefSeq lists its product as uncharacterized. The transcript is spliced from 13 exons. Gene Ontology annotation, biological process: DNA repair; telomere maintenance. The coding region runs from base 1 to 5229 and encodes 1742 amino acids. The record is from RefSeq and is a predicted model, not a curated record. Gene Ontology annotation, molecular function: DNA helicase activity. Lineage: Eukaryota; Viridiplantae; Streptophyta; Magnoliopsida; Fabales; Fabaceae.